CGGUGCCCGAGUGCACGCGCUUGGAGCGGGAGCGCGCUCCGGGGAGAACCCGAGCAAGAUGGAGGCCGCGCAGAGGCCGCCGCCUGGGCCCAGGCAGCUGCUGCUGGGAGCGCCGAACCGCGGCGCCUAGGCCGUGCCAGUCCCGGACCCGCCGCCCGCGCCGGGCCCAGGUUGGUCUCCCUGGACCCUCUCUCCACGGCUGCAGCCUCUGCGCGCGUCCAGCCUGGGCGCGGGGCAGCGCCUCCCACCUUGGCCCUAUCGGGGCCCGACAGCUGCCCGGCACCCCCAGGACAUCUCCUAUCCACCGCCAGCCCCUCGUGGCCCAGGCUACCUUCUCCAGCCGCGGUCUCUUUUCCCUGACCCGGGAAGCCCUUCGUCCCUGCCUUAGGACCACCAACCCCAGGCUUCUCCCCGCCUGCAUCCAGCCCCGGCUUCCGAGGUGCACCCCCACCCCCGCCCCGCGCCCAGACCCUGCAGUCUCAGCUCCGGAAUCCUCUCCAUCCCAGUCUGGUCCUAUUUCCGCCGCUAUGCCCUCUCGGACUGUCCUACCGGCCUUAUUCCUUGCCUUGGCCUCAGCAUCCCCUUCCUAAUCCGCUAGCACCUGCCCUGUGUUCUCCUCGGCAGCCCCUCUCCGGACCCCUCUGCCUGUAGGUGCCAGCCCUCAAUCCCCUUCCAAGCUUCCUGAACGUGCCCCCACACCCCGGCCAGCUCCUCCAGUCUCUGUCUCCAGCCUCCAUCCCACCUCCUCACGGGCCCCCAGCCCUACCCCCGCUCCCGUAUCCUCUCAGCUGCUCCGACUUACCCAUGGCCCCUUCUUAGCCACCCCCCUCCGCCGAGGGCUGCCAGUCAGUGUCCCCGACGCCGCUGCGACGUGCGCACGACCCUCCGAGUCCGCCCCCGGCCCCGGGCCCCGCGCUCGCGGGCCGGGGCCUCAGGCGGCUCUCGCGUGUCCCCAGCCCCCGCCGCCGGCCCCGCCCCCGGCACCAUGCUGCCCUCGCAGGAGGCCUCCAAGCUCUACCACGAGCACUACAUGCGGAACUCGCGGGCCAUCGGGGUGCUCUGGGCCAUCUUCACCAUCUGCUUCGCCAUCAUCAACGUGGUGGUCUUCAUCCAGCCCUACUGGGUGGGCGACAGCGUGAGCACUCCCAAGCCUGGCUACUUCGGUCUCUUUCACUACUGCGUGGGCAGCGGGCUGGCGGGCCGCGAGCUCACCUGCCGCGGUUCCUUCACCGACUUCAGCACCAUCCCGUCCGGCGCCUUCAAGGCCGCCGCCUUCUUCGUGCUGCUCUCCAUGGUGCUGAUCCUCGGCUGCAUCACCUGCUUCGCGCUCUUCUUCUUCUGUAACACCGCCACGGUCUACAAGAUCUGCGCCUGGAUGCAGCUCUUGGCAGCUCUGUGCCUCGUCUUGGGCUGCAUGAUCUUCCCCGACGGUUGGGAUGCUGAGACCAUCCGGGACAUGUGCGGGGCCAAGACGGGGAAGUACUCACUCGGGGACUGUUCGGUGCGCUGGGCCUACAUCCUGGCCAUCAUCGGCAUCCUCAACGCACUCAUCCUCUCCUUCCUCGCCUUCGUGCUGGGCAACCGGCAGACCGACCUGCCGCCGGAGGAGCUCAAGCAGGAGAACAAAGAUUUCGUGGGCUCCACAGUCAGCUCUGUGCUGCGGCCAGGCGGUGACGUCUCGGGCUGGGGAGUGCUUCCCUGUCCAGUGGCCCACUCGCAGGGACCCUGAAGGUCAGGCUCACAGCCCAGGAGUUGACCUGCCCUCGGCUUGUCCCGUAUCCGGCCCUCUCCUCCACCCCUCCAAGCUCCCAGGGAAGACCAUCAUCUCAGACUGACUCCUCACCUACCACGGCUUCUGGUUUGAAGAGAGACAGGGGCCGGGGUGUGGCCUGGGCCAUGGCAGGAGCCCCAGAGAACCUUGGCAGGCCUGAUGCUGGCUCCUGCCUCAGUGGGACGUAGGGGAGCCCAGUGGCCCCCCAGCUCCUGCUCUGGGGUCAGGCCUGGAGGCUGCUGCAGGCCCCCAGAGAGAGGGGCCCUGUGACAGAAAUGGAUUCCUGACACUGCCCACAUGGGCUGGACUCUUUGCUACUUUUUUCCCCUCUCUGCCGACCUUGGUUCCAUUGCAUCUGUCACAGAGGUCUCGGUGUUGGCAGCUGUCCCCGGGGGCCCCUCCCGGCCUGCUCCCGCUCUCCUGGACACAUCCGCGCUACACCCUGGGAGCACACAGGGCCGCUCUCUUUGCACCACGGCCUGGGCCCUGGCCGGAGAACAGUCCAGCUGGGCUUCAGAGCAGCGGGGAAGGCCUGGGUCCUGCUGAUUGGAGCCUUGGACACUGCCCCACCUGGGGCCGGGGUGAAUCACCGGGGACUGGCUGCUACUGUACAGCACAGAUACAGCCUCAUUGUCAGGGUGGGUGGAGUUCCAGAGAGGGGCCGGCCGUGGGGAGUCAGGGCCAUGUCACCCGUCCGCCCCUGCUCUUGUCCCGACCCCUGGUCAUCUGCCAAGGGCAGGCACUCUCUUGCCUCUUUAAUACUUUUCUGCAUAACUUGAACUUGCAGGUCACCUCUGAACAGGGUAUCCCCUGUCCCCACCCCAGACCUUGUGCUCCUGUCCCCGCCUCUCCCUCCUCCUCCUCGCCCACCUCUCGCCUUGUGCCAUGCCCAGGGUCUGCAGCCCUGAUGGGCAGUGCUUGGAGCUGAGGCCUGAGUGCGAGUGUGCACGUGUGUGUGUGUCUGUGUGUGCAUGUGGGAGUAUGUGUG
Ochotona princeps (American pika) is the source of this 2759-nucleotide messenger RNA. It is a transcript of the gene LHFPL4, whose product is annotated as LHFPL tetraspan subfamily member 4. The transcript is spliced from 3 exons. Gene Ontology annotation, molecular function: GABA receptor binding. The record is from RefSeq and is a predicted model, not a curated record. The coding region runs from base 986 to 1729 and encodes 247 amino acids. Gene Ontology annotation, cellular component: inhibitory synapse; plasma membrane; postsynaptic membrane. Gene Ontology annotation, biological process: gamma-aminobutyric acid receptor clustering; sensory perception of sound. Lineage: Eukaryota; Metazoa; Chordata; Mammalia; Lagomorpha; Ochotonidae.